This is a messenger RNA of Peronospora belbahrii, 1368 nucleotides long. Lineage: Eukaryota; Oomycota; Peronosporomycetes; Peronosporales; Peronosporaceae. The record is from the annotation of a GenBank genome assembly.
AUGCGCACGCUACAGGAUCUUACUUUGAAUGAACAGGAUUAUAUCGAGCUCUUACGUCAACUCAUCAGUGUUUCCAAAAAAGUCCAAAAUGCGCCUGGAUUAGGAUUAAUUCCGCAAGAAAACCUCGUGUCUGACCUAGUAUUAGCAGAAUUAACACCAUAUCUUGGCUCUCAGUUAUCAGUGGAACGUGUAGAGUUUGUAUCAGGUCGUGGGAAUGUCAUUAUCAAGUAUACACCAUCAUCUCUACCUCAUGAUACGAAUGAUAAUACGACGACGACGACGACGACAACAACAAGCAGUAGUAUCACUCCUACAUUAGCAUUUGUGGGUGCUCAUAUGGACGUUGUACCUGCUAAUCCAGAAACUUGGGAAAGAAAUCCAUUUCUAUUGACGAUCGAAGGAGAUAAACUCUAUGGACGUGGAACAACGGAUUGUUUAGGACAUGUGGCCUUAGUAACGUUGUUAUUUCGUGAGUUAGCCAAGCAUCACAUUGAUACCAAGACACAAGUAGUUGGUGUACUAAUUGCUUCUGAAGAAAAUAGCGAGAUUGAAGGCGUUGGAGUCGAGAUGUUGAUGGAAAGUGGAAAACUUGACUUUAUAAAAAAUGGACCCGUGUUCUGGGUUGACUGCUCGGAUAGUCAGCCAUGUAUUGGUACAGCAGGUGCAAUUACGUGGACAUUGAAAGCCACGGGCAAGCUAUUUCAUAGUGGACUGCCACAUUUAGGCAUUAAUGGACUGGAACUAGCCAUGGAUGCUAUGACAAAGAUACAAGAAUAUUUUUACAAUGAAUUUGGACCACUGGACAAGGAAAAAGAAUACAAUUACUCAUGUCCAUCGACAAUGAAGCCAACGUGCAUGGAAUCGUCGGUCAACGGACUGAAUCAAAUUCCGCCAUGGGCCAAAAUUGCAGGAGACGUGCGUCUGUCUCCGUUUUAUGAUAUGCAAGAGAUGAUUGCCAAGAUGACAGCGUUUGUAAAUGAUCUAAAUGCUAACAUUACGUCGCUAGAAGGCAAGCGCGGUCCAGUGUCCAAGUACACGCUUCCAGCUGAACAGUUAAAUGGUAAAGUGGAACUUGUGUUUGACAAGAACUACUAUGAAGGUAUUGCCUGCUCGCUGGACUCGACCGGAUACAAAGCUCUCCAUUCGGCUAUCAGCGACGUCCUGGGAGAAGCAAAGCCAUUCUCCAUCAGUGGAAGCCUGCCCCUCGUUCGCGACAUGCAACGUGGCGGAUUUGACCUAACGCUUGUAGGCUUUGGCAAGAGCUCAGUGUACCAUGGUGACAAUGAGUAUUGUCAGCUGAGCGAUAUGCAGGCUGCAUUUAAGAUUCUUGCGCUCACGAUUGCCAACGUUGAUGCUGCUCAGAAGUAA